AUGCCGACCAACUCCACCACCCGCACUGCCAUUGCGCCUCCGCUCGCCGCCUCCAGCAACAUGACCGCCAUUCGUGACGCUGAACGCAACAGCAACCGCAAUGUCUCUCCCUACAGCACCUAUUCUUCUCCAUCGCAACGACUGACCUCCAUGAUGAGCAAAUCCAUGCUUCCCGACGACCUGCUCUCUCUUCUUCCAUUCUUCUCUCCUCCCUACAAAAUCUCAAUACUAUCCCCAUUUCAGCUCCGAGAACCAUACCCUCAACCACCAGACCUUCACUCCGCCAUUGCGAACUGGGACGACGGCCAAUUCUCCACCUUCGAGCACGACAACGACCACUUCUCCUCCUUCGCCGACAACGACCGCUUCACCCUCAUCUUCAACGAAAGAUCCUCCUCGUCCUCCUCCGAGCAACACAUUUCCUCGGAAGUCGCGUCCAUCGCCGACAUCGAAUCGGAAAACAACAACCCUAACAUGUGCCGUUGUGCGAAGAAGCAAGUCUCCGCUCACUGCCUUCCCCAAGGCUCCAAGGAGAUGAUCGAGAGGCUGCCUAUACCGAAUUUUGGAUUAAUGUCGAAUCACUUCCUCCGACCCUUCCUCUUACCCUUCCACUCCCCAUGCAAGCGGUUCAACAUUAAGGAGGGCGGUGAAUCCACCGUACGAGAUGCAGCGGGCGAGAUGGGACGUGUUGCAGCUCCGAGCCUACUUGUUGCAAGUUCGGCGUGA
Zymoseptoria tritici IPO323 is the source of this 726-nucleotide messenger RNA. RefSeq lists its product as uncharacterized. The record is from RefSeq and is a predicted model, not a curated record. The coding region runs from base 1 to 726 and encodes 241 amino acids. Lineage: Eukaryota; Fungi; Ascomycota; Dothideomycetes; Mycosphaerellales; Mycosphaerellaceae. The transcript is spliced from 4 exons.